This is a messenger RNA of Zygotorulaspora mrakii, 1614 nucleotides long. RefSeq names its product Wsc4p (gene WSC4). The coding region runs from base 1 to 1614 and encodes 537 amino acids. The transcript has 2 exons. NCBI's taxonomy places the organism in Eukaryota, Fungi, Ascomycota, Saccharomycetes, Saccharomycetales, Saccharomycetaceae. The record is from RefSeq and is a predicted model, not a curated record.
AUGCUCAUCUGGAUUUUAUGCCUUUGCCUAUGCCAAAGCGUAACCGUGAAAGCGACAGGGGAGCUUUUCUGUUCGUCUCAGAACUCUGGCAGUUCUUCCGGCGGAUUUCAAAACAUAUACCAGAGCCAUCUUGCUUGUUCGGAGCACUGUAAUGGCUCUUCGUACGCAAUUUUGCAGAAUUCAAACUGCUGGUGCUCCAAUCAGGGGCCCAGUGGGACGGUUUCUGUAGAUCAGUGCAAUCAGUUUUGCCCCGGGUUUCGCUAUGAGAAUUGCGGUAGCGAAGAAAAUGGUUUGUUUGAGUACAUCUACAUAGGCGCUGGAUCGCCGGACAUCAGUCCUAGCCUCAGUUCAUCAAGCGAAAGUUCUUUGCAAACUAGUUCGGAGAUCAGCCAAGCUUCCGGUAGUCAGAGCUCCACGAGUCUGGCGGGCAGCAGUUCGAUGAGCGCACUUAGUAGUAGCUGGUCUUUUGCUUCGUGGAGCUCGUCUGUGUCGCCAACUUCUUCAUCUUCGGUGGUUUUAUCCAGUUCUUCUCAAGCUUCCUCCGCGGUAGUUACGUCGAGUAUUAUCGUAUUGACGUCGUCUGAUGCUUCACAGUCGGAUGAAGUCACAUCAGCAAGCUCAUCUUUCUCAGUGGUCACUUUUUCAAAUUCAGACUCUUCCUCUGACAUCGCCCCAAGUGUGACUUCUAGUGCUACUAGCACGUCCAGCGUUGUUUCUAGUGCUAUUCCGAGUGCUACAUCUAGUGUGAUUUCUACUGCUAUGUCUAGUACCACAUCGAGUUCCACGUCUAGCACCAUAGCGAGUACCACGUCUAGUGCGUCAUCUAGUGUUGUAUUCAGUACCAGUUCAAGUAUCACUUCAACCACGGCAUCUAGUACAACGUCUGGUACGACGUCUAGUAUCACGUCUAGUAGUUCGCCAAGCCUCGUUACCACUUCCAGUACUGUUACGCCAAGCACUAUAGUAUCGAGUACUGUCGUAUUGACAAGUCCCGUAUAUUCUGUUUCAUCUGAUGCUAUUAUAACAGAGUUAUCCGUGGUAACGCUCACCAGUACUGAGAUUCCCUCUAUGCCCAUCUUUAAUAAUGGCUCUCAAUAUGCAACCAGUUAUUUGCAGAUUACGAGGACGAUACUAGCAACGAGCUCAGGUCUAACGACCAGCAGGCCCUCUGGUACUGGCAUUCCAUUAGAUGCUGUUUCAUCCAAGAAGCACUCCAAUGGCGAUAGAUCAAGUUACUGGUCGUCCCCAGGAAAGGUUGCUGGCACUUUUGUUCCCAUUGGAGUAUUCAUUGUCGUACUUAUAAUUAUAAUAUGGGUCUCUAUGAGAAGAAGGCGCAGAUAUUCUCAGAACUUCGAAAAGGAAAGAGCUUCCUCCUCUACAAGUGCAAACAAUUCUCAAAUGUUCGUUUAUGCUGACGAAAAAGGUAUCGUCGAACUUGACAACUCCCCGGUGGAGCACGAACCGCCUACAAGGUCGAAUUCCGUGCUUUGGACAGUAGAUCAAAGACUUGACCCACGCAGAAUGCUUUCGGAGAUCGAACACUGCUCCUCAAAAGUAUCUCUUGCGGACGACGUUGAUUAUUCAAGAAAAGUGUUGAGAAUCGUCAACGAAUAG